Molecule: messenger RNA, 5174 nt
Organism: Eublepharis macularius
Lineage: Eukaryota; Metazoa; Chordata; Lepidosauria; Squamata; Eublepharidae
Gene: RAPGEFL1
Product: Rap guanine nucleotide exchange factor like 1
Exons: 15
Coding region: 15-1898 (627 amino acids)
Biological process (GO): Ras protein signal transduction; positive regulation of GTPase activity
Cellular component (GO): plasma membrane
Molecular function (GO): guanyl-nucleotide exchange factor activity
Source: RefSeq, a predicted model, not a curated record
CCGCCCCCGCCGCCAUGAAGCCGCUGGAGAAAUUCCUCAAGAAGCAGGGCUCGCACUUGGCCGGCGGCGGCGGGGGCGGCGGGCAGCUGAGCCGGCGGCCCAGCGUCUCCAAGAUCCUGCUGCCCGGCUUCCUCAAGGACGAGCCCCCCGAGGCGGGCCCGGAGGGCGACGGGCGCUGGCUGGAGCUGCGGCCCCCCGAGGGCGCCCUGCGCUCGCCCACCUCCUUCUCUUCCGAGGAGCUCUCCCCCGCCGGCGGCGGAGGGGGCGAGAGCCAGCUCAGCCCCGAGGCCGUGCCCACCUGCUGCUGGGCGCCGCUGGCAGAGCCCGAGAGCCCCGAGCGCUUGCUGGAGAGGCUGCUGGAGGGACUGGCCGGAGACCCCACGGCGCCCCACGGGCACGGCUGCGGCGCAGACCUGCUUCUAGAUGACAUUGUCCUCACCCACUCGUUAUUCCUGCCCACGGAGCAGUUCCUGCACCAGCUACAUCAGCACUUCAUGACGGCGUCAACAAUCCCUUCACCCCAGUGUUGGAAGGAAGGUGAGGCCAUGCAUCGAAAACGGGCUGUUUUGGUUAUCUUGCUGCAUUUCCUUGAGACCUACAAGGGGAUCUUGCAGGAAGAGGAGAAAGCAGGGAAAGUAAUCAAGGAUCUAUAUUUGCUGAUCAUGAAAGACUCAUCCCUGUACCAAAAACUGGAAGAUGAAAUUCUGAAGCUACAUCAGCUUGUGGAGACAGUGGAACUCAAGGUGACCGACGAAAGCCAUCCCCCCAACAAACAAGUCAAACCCCUUUUCCGGCACUUCCGGCGCAUAGAUUCUUGCCUUCAGACGCGGGUCGCUUUCCGCGGGUCGGAUGAGAUCUUCUGCCGCGUCUACAUGCCCGACCACUCCUACGUCACCAUCCGCAGCCGCCUCUCUGCCUCUGUGCAGGACAUCCUCACAUCCGUGACAGAGAAACUGCAGUAUUCUGAUGAGCAGCCCACUCGGGAGGAGGCACUCAUCCUGGUGGCGGUGACAUCCUCAGGAGAGAAAUCUGUGCUUCAGCCCAAUGAAGAAUGUGUUUUCACCACUCUGGGGAUAAACAGCCAUCUCUUUGCCUGCACCAAGGACACCUUUCCGUCGCUGGUCCCUCUCCCCGAUGAAAUUCAAGUGUCGCCAGGUGACACAGAGAUCCACCGGGUUGAAGCUGAGGAUGUGGCGAAUCACCUCACGGCCUUCCACUGGGAAUUGUUCCGCUGUGUCCAUGAGCUGGAAUUUGUGGAUUACGUCUUCCACGGGGAACGUGGCCGGCGGGAGACAGCUAAUCUGGAGUUGCUGCUGCAGCGUUGCAGUGAAGUUCAGCACUGGGUGGCCACAGAGGUGUUGCUUUGCGAGUCACUGGGGAAGCGGGCCCACCUGCUCAAGAAGUUUAUCAAGAUCGCUGCUGUGUGCAAACAGAAUCAAGACAUGUUGACAUUCUAUGCUGUGGUGAUAGGACUGAACAAUGCACCUGUCAGCCGGUUGCGUCUCACUUGGGAGAAGCUUCCAGGCAAAUUUAAGAACCUGUUCCGGAAAUUUGAGAAUCUUACGGACCCUUGCAGGAAUCAUAAGAGCUACAGAGAAGUCCUUUCUAGGAUGAAGCCCCCCAUCAUCCCCUUUGUUCCUCUCAUCCUGAAAGACCUGACCUUUUUGCAUGAAGCCAGCAAAACCUUGGUGGACAGUCUGGUCAAUAUAGAGAAACUGCACUCUGUGGCAGAGAAAGUUCGGACAAUCAGGAAGUGCCGGAGUAGGCCCCUCUGCCUGGAAAUAGAGUCGUCACCCCAACAGCUGCAGACGAAGGCUUACGUCCGGCAGUUCCAAGUCAUCGACAAUCAGAACCUGCUCUUUGAGCUCUCUCACAAGCUGGAGUCCAACAGCCAAUGAGGCUAGCUGGGUGGGUCCUAGCAAGGAAUGUUUACUUUGUGGGAUACUCAAGCACUUUUUGGGAUGGACAGGGGUUCUGCCUCCUGGGCUUAGCCCUGCUUGGAGGGCAACAGCAUGGAUUUUGCAAAUGGCAGGGAUGACUGAUGGGGAUGGCCCUAGGCCUUCACAUGUCUGGGGUGGGAAAGCCACAUGGCACCUCACUUCCUUAUUUAUUAACGUGGGAUGCCAUCUGCUGGGAAAUUUUCCUGCCAAUGGGCCCGAGAUUGGAUUUAUUUUUCUGCCCUUUAACUGGACUCCACAUUUCCUGCUUUUACUUAAUUGAUGAGCCUGCCCUGUCUCCCACAAAGGCAUCUUUUGUGUUUCUGGGCACUGUGCAAGAGUUCAUGCCAGUGAAUUGCACACAGGAGAACUUCCCAACAGAUUGGUUGAGUCUAUAGGUCUCCUGUACUUCUGACUUCCAUGGCACUCAAAGUCCACCCCGUAAGACUGCUGCUUCACAUUGUGUCGUGAUAGAGCCAUCUCGAACAGUCCUUUAGAGGGUGGUUAGGACACAACAGGAAAAACAGUGUUUUCUGGAGGAGGUCAAGCGCAAGUCAGAUUUCUUGUCUUGCUCACAGGAAAGCUCAAACAGAAGGUCAGUUCCCUGUUUGGGCAGUUUCUCUCCCUACAAAGAGUGUAAAGAAACAAGUUCUUUGAAAAUGACAAAGUUUUGAGUUAGACAAAUAAGCUGCCAAGUUAAUGAAUCAAACAGUACAGUUGCCAGAGGCAGCAUGUACAGACAUGUCAAGAAAUGUUGAAUUUCUAUCUUUUAAUCCUUCUCUUAUUUCUGUAUUGUUUGUGUAUAUUUAUAUUUCCACCUUGGAAAGGUUUGAUGUGGAAACCUUUUAUAUGAUUAAAUAUUCCAAGGAGACACUCAGCAGAAUUUUCACAGGUUUCUGGCAAGCUGUUAAUUUUUUUAAAAAAUAAUGCUACUCCAGGUAAAUGAGGUGGAAAAAAUCCUUUUGCCUUUUUUUUUUUGGCUGGGGGUGGGGGGCAUGGUUAAAAUUCAGCUUUGGCUGGUCAUGGCAUGUGGGAUAGGUUGAGUUUCCAUUUUGUGGGAUUUUAACUGCAGGGAUUUAUAAAAUUCAUCAAAAAUGUGUAUGUUUUAGACCCCCUCACCCCUUGGGGCAUAUUUAUACUACAUAAUUUAAUUGGUCUAAAAACCUUUCCAUCUCUCCAGGGAAUCGCAGCUCUUAAAUGAGAGCUGGGGAUCACUUACAAAGAACUCAUAGCCCUUUACCAAACUACAACUCCCAGGAUUCUCUGCAGGAAGCCAUAAAAGUUAAUCUUGCAUAAAAAAUUAUAUAAGUUCUUAGUGUACAUCUCUGAUUCUAGCUCUUAUCUGGAUGUAUUGUUCUUUGAGAGAUAUUAAAUCAUACUUUAUUUUGCGAAGUGGGGGCAAGAAACCAAUUACACCUUCUUGCACUGAAGUGCCAAUCCAUGUCACUCUUGACUUCUUAAGUAUGUACUUCAGCCUAGGAAGAUAGGAUAGUUAGCAUCUCUGGUGGGAUGGCAAGGUCCAGUAUCGUGACAUCAUUCACAAGAACACUAACAAUGCAUGUAUGCUCGGAAGUAAUUCCCACUUAAUUCAAUGGGGAUUUCUCCAUGCCCCGUAUGUGUUUAGGAUUGCACCCUAGGUACACUUGCUACUGAUACAAUCUCGAUAAAACCAUUUUGGUUCUCACUUUCCAAAGUGCCUUUAAAAGAUGCGGCAAUUCAAAUCCAUGAGAACUCCACAUGAAUUAACCUGGAAUAAAUGAAUAAAAUCAAGAUGGGCUGGACAUUUCAAUUAAAUGUUGAGCAUAUGGGGAAGAGAUGUUAGAAGCACCUUCCAGUUGUGUAUACAACAAGUCAAUUGGAAAUGUGUUUUGAGAUUCUUAACCCUGCUGAAAAAUGAUUUUGAAAUCACACCUAAUUCUAAAGAGCUCUGACUUUUAUCUAUGUUAGUGUGAGUGAUUGUGAGAACAGAACCAGAGAUCUUAUUCAUUCUGGAUCAAAGUAUGAGGAAUAAAAUGUCAUAACUCUGUUGGGAACCCCUGCCCCCACAGGUUUUAGCCUACUUUCUGUGGAGACACAGUGCCAAAUAUGAAAGCAUAUGCACAUAACUUCAACUGCUCUGCAUUUGUGUAAGGCCUUUGUCUGUGUCUGUCUCAUCCUUUCUAGGGACUUGUCCCCAAGUCAAAGGUAUAAAUGUGAGGAUCAUCAGGUAAAUUACUUGUCUUGAUUAUAGUGGAGAAAUCUGAAAUGUUGUUUUUGGAACCUCAGGAGCCUCUUCAUGAUAAAAUAUAAGAGCUCCUGAUGUGUAGCUCAGUCCCAUGAUGGGGAAUGGGGAGGGGGAAAUCAGGCCUCAAGGCUUAAUUUGAUUCCAGGCUAAGUGUCAAAACCCAAUAGGCUCAGCCCCUGGAAUCUUUUCAGUGCCCUGGAAAUGUGAAACAAUAAAUGUGCCUCUGAGCAUGUCCAGAAUGCAUUGUUCACACUACUGAGUGACCACAGCCCAUUUCCACCUAUUUGUGAUUAGGAGAUUCUCAGGUUAGUGGGCCAAGUUUUGAAUCUGGUGCUUCUCUUUUUAGAAAAGAUCUGCUCUCCCUGCUAUUGUUUUCUUUUCUAACAGCUUUAAUAUUCAGUCAGUUUUUUGACAGAAUAGGGUAUUGGAAAUAAUCCUCUGGAAUUUUUAAAAAGAUGAUGUACUUUGCUGACUUCCCCCUUCUCUCUGUUAAGAUUGUGUGUGUGUCUGUGUGCGUGUGCGCACACAUGUGUGCACACCCGCGCGUGUGCUCGGGGGUGGGUGAUGUAGCCUAUAGUGGCUUUCUUGUCAGGGACUUUUAAUUUCAGGGUUUCUUGUUUUUCUUUAUAAUUCUAUCUUUUUCCCCCCUCUUCCUCUCCCGGCGAGAGUUUCAGGUCCUAAUGCAAGGAUGUGUAAAUAUAUACAUAUAUAUAUUUUUAAGAAGACAUUCUGGAAUUGUACAUUUAUUUUUUAAAAAAAGAGCCUUGUAUCAUAUUGGACCAUUGUACAGAGAAUUUUUUAUGAUAGGAAUGAGGGACUGCUUGCCUAGCUAUACUACCCAUAUGCGCUUCCGCAAGGUGGAAUGUAAGAUGUGUUGUGUUGUUCCAGGGAAGCUCUGUUUAUUUUGGGUGUGGCUGUUUAUGUUGAUGAUUAAUUAUUAUUAUUAUUAUUUUGCUACAGAAGCACUUGGGUGAGAAGCCAAAUGGUGGAAAUAAAAAGAAAAAAAUGGAUAA